CGCAACGGGGGACGCGGGCCGCGCGCAGCCGGGCCGGAGCGUAGGAGCCGACGGGCCGGCCGGGAUGGUGCAGCGGCGGCUCCGCGGCGCACGCACGCCCUGAGGGGGCCCGGGUUAGGCCCCGCGCCCCCCGUGCCCCCCGCCGCCGCGGCCGGCAUGAUGUGCCUGGAAUGCGCCUCGGCGGCGGCGGGCGGCGCGGAGGAGGAGGAGGCGGACGCGGAGCGGCGGCGCCGGCGCCGGGGGGCGCCGCGAGGGGCUGGAGGUGGCGGCUGCUGCGGGGCGCGGGGCGUGGGCGCCGCUGGAGUUGCGGCAGCGGACGACGAGGUGCAGACGCUGUCGGGCAGCGUGAGGCGGGCCCCGUCCGGACCCCCCGGCGCCCCCGGCACCCCCGGCUGCGCAGCCGCUGCCAAGGGCCCCGGCGUUCAGCAGCCCAAACCAGCCAGCCUGGGCCGCGGACGGGGGGCAGCUGCGGCCAUCCUCAGCCUGGGCAACGUGCUCAACUACCUGGACAGGUACACCGUAGCAGGCGUCCUUCUGGACAUCCAGCAGCACUUUGGGGUCAAGGACCGUGGCGCCGGCUUGCUCCAGUCAGUGUUCAUCUGCAGCUUCAUGGUGGCUGCCCCCGUCUUCGGCUACCUGGGGGACCGCUUCAACAGGAAGGUGAUUCUCAGCUGUGGCAUCUUCUUCUGGUCCGCGGUCACCUUCUCCAGCUCCUUCAUCCCCCAGCAGCACUUCUGGCUGCUGGUCCUGUCCCGGGGGCUGGUGGGCCUGGGAGAAGCCAGCUACUCCACCAUCGCGCCCACCAUCAUAGGUGACCUCUUCACCAAGAACACGCGCACGCUCAUGCUGUCCGUCUUCUACUUCGCCAUCCCGCUGGGCAGCGGCCUGGGUUACAUCACGGGCUCCAGCGUCAAGCAGGCUGCCGGAGACUGGCACUGGGCCCUGCGGGUGUCCCCCAUCGUGGGCAUGAUCACAGGCACGCUCAUCCUCAUCCUGGUCCCAGCCACCAAGAGAGGCCACGCUGACCCGCUCGGGGGGCAGGUCAGGGUGCACAGCUCGUGGCUCCGUGACAUGAAGGCCCUGAUCCGCAACCGCAGCUACGUCUUCUCCUCCCUGGCCACGUCGGCCGUGUCCUUCGCCACAGGAGCCCUGGGCAUGUGGAUCCCGUUGUACCUGCACCGUGCUCAGGUCGUGCAGAAGACGGCGGAGACGUGCGGCAGCCCGCCGUGCGGGGCCAGGGACAGCCUCAUCUUCGGGGCCAUCACCUGCUUCACCGGCUUUCUGGGAGUGCUCACGGGGGCGGGAGCCACGCGCUGGUGCCGCCUGCGGACCCAGAGGGCCGACCCGCUGGUGUGUGCGGUGGGCAUGCUGGGCUCCGCCAUCUUCAUCUGCCUCAUCUUUGUGGCGGCCAAGAGCAGCAUCGUGGGCGCCUACAUCUGCAUCUUUGUUGGGGAGACACUGCUCUUUUCUAACUGGGCCAUCACCGCGGACAUCCUCAUGUAUGUGGUCAUCCCCACGAGACGGGCCACGGCUGUCGCCCUGCAGAGCUUCACCUCCCACCUGCUGGGGGACGCCGGGAGCCCCUACCUCAUCGGCUUUAUCUCGGACCAGAUCCGCCAGAGCACUAAGGACUCCCCACUCUGGGAGUUCCUGAGCCUGGGCUACGCGCUCAUGCUCUGCCCCUUCGUGGUGGUCCUGGGCGGCAUGUUCUUCCUCGCCACGGCCCUCUUCUUCCUCGGCGACCGCGCCAAGGCUGAGCAGCAGGCUCUCCCACCUUCCCCUGGGGCUGACGAGGUCCCUGCCCGGCACGUCCGGCCAGCCGGCCCCCGAGAUGCGAUGUGCCAGAGCAGUGCCCGGGCCCGGCCGCCGCUGAUCCACCACCUUGACCCCCGCCCGUCUCUCCCCCAGGGUGAACCAGCUGGUGAUGCCGCCUGCAUCUGUCAAAGUCUGAGGCCGUGCCUCUGGGACCAUGAAGACCCCUCACUGACACCCUACUUAGGAGGUGUCCCACGGCACCCUGGCCCUGCUGGGCCGCCUCGAAGUUUUGUGUGUGAUCCGAGGCUGGGCACCCACCCUCUCUGGUCUGGGGCUGUGGAGUGGCCGUGGCUCCGAGAGGCCAUGUCCUCAGCGAGCGUGGAAGGAUGUGUGUGGGGAAGCCACAGCGCCGCACAGACUCCCAGCCCCGGGUCCAGGCUGCAGACCCCCUGGGGCCCGGGACGAAGACAGCCUCCAAUGGGCUUAUGGGGAGAGCCUGGCCUGUCCCUGCCUUACAGGAUCCCGGGCAAGCCUCUGCCGUCCCCAGACCAUGGGGCCGGACGGCUGGAUUUCCCCACAUGGCAUCUCUGAAGGCCUAGCGGCUCCCGGACCACAGAGAGGAGGGUGGUCCAACCUCAUGCUCGGGGACAUGGGGACCACUCUGACCUCGGGAACGAUGGACUCCAGCGGGCAGCGGGCAGAGCCGGGUGCCCGUGGCUGGGCACUUCCCAGCCUGGCUUGUCCCUGCGAAGGACACUGGUCUCUGCUGCCUGCAGGACCAGCCUGCCAGGGAGCUGGCGUCUCUAGGGGUGAAGGCCCUGGCGGCUGCUGCACCUGACCUGUGACCCAGGCCUGGGUGUGGGAGCCACACGCUCCCCACCCCAGCGACAGGGCCCAGGGUGCUAGCUGCCAGAAACAGCAGCCACCCCAUGAGGAUUCCUGUCCCAGGAAAACGGCCAGGAGCGAGGCCCAUACCCCAGGCCGACUGCCAGUGCUCAGGGGCCCUGCCACCGCCUCCACACCUGCCUGCUGGCGGAACUCACCCUACCCUGCCCCACGUGCUCCUGCACACCGGCUGGAAUCGAGGUGCCGGCCCCAACGACGCGCUGCCCCGUAGUUAGCUGGCGUGGCUUGUGCGUGUGCAAGCUAGCAGCACCCCCUCCUCACCAAGCUCUGGGGCACCUACGGGGGUGGGACCCCCAAGACCAGCCCGACCCCGACGGGGGCCCCAGCGAUGUUUUCUUGUUGUACAAGAACCACGUCCAAGUGUUGCCUCCUCUUCCUUCCGGAAGCCAAACUGCUCCUUUAUUUUUCAGAGCUGCUGAUCGUGAAUCUCAGAGUCUUAAGAGAGAAGCCAAAUAUGUUCCUCUUGUAAAUGAAGGAAUAAACCUAUUUAAAUCAU
Molecule: messenger RNA, 3157 nt
Organism: Mustela lutreola (European mink)
Lineage: Eukaryota; Metazoa; Chordata; Mammalia; Carnivora; Mustelidae
Gene: SPNS2
Product: SPNS lysolipid transporter 2, sphingosine-1-phosphate
Exons: 13
Coding region: 157-2346 (729 amino acids)
Biological process (GO): lipid transport; transmembrane transport; sphingosine-1-phosphate receptor signaling pathway
Cellular component (GO): membrane
Molecular function (GO): transmembrane transporter activity; sphingolipid intramembrane carrier activity
Source: RefSeq, a predicted model, not a curated record